AAGGAAGUUCUGCUUCGGAUCAGGAGGACUCCCCCAUCGCUUCCCCUGACAUGGCUGAAGUCAAGGAGAAGAUCUGCGGCUUCUUGUUCGGGGUGGCGGACUCCACCGCCCACAACCUGGCCAAGAACAUUGGCCUGAGCAAGGCCAGGGAGGUCAACGCCGCCCUCCUGGCCCUGGAGAAGCUGGGCGAGGUGCACAAGGAGAACGCCAGCCCUCCCAAGUGGUCCCUGACGGACAACAAGCGGAAACGGAUGCAGGUCAAGAUAAAAGCCGAAGAGGUCCGGCAGAUGGUCCCACCAGACGCCGAGACCCCAGCUCCGUGCCUCGAACCCGAGGCCCCUGCCCACCUGCCUUCCCCUCACCCUUCUCCUCCUCCUCCUCCUCCUCCUCCUCCUCCACCUCUGCUGCCGGACGAGGAGGAGAAGAAGAUCGAGAACGGGCAGCAGACAGCCGAGCCGAUGGAACCGGGCGCCGGGCGCCCACCGUGGGGCGGCCCCUCUCGCAAGCGUCCCAGGUACUACCGCUUCUCCCUUUACGACCAUUUUGAGAACAGCAGCUGGGCCAGCGACGACAUCCCCGAGGACAUGAACGCCAUGAGCAACCAGGACGAGUCGCGGUACAUCAUGGUGUCCCCCCUCUCGCCCAGCUAUGCCGCCCAGUUCGACACGGCCUUCCAGUGCACCCCCUUGGAGAAACUCAUGGCCUGCCAGAAGAAGAAUCCCGUCAGCGGCUUGAUCGAAUACACGCAGUACAUGUACCAGCAUUGUGAGUUCGUCUUGCUGAAGCAGAGCGGGCCGUCCCACGAGCCACGGUUUAAAUUCCAAGCCAAGAUUGACACCCGCCGGUUCCCUCCAGCCGAAGCAGGCAGCAAAAAGCUGGCCAAGCAAGAAGCAGCCGCCAUCGCCAUGAAAAUCCUUCUCCAUGAAGCCCAGCAUGAGGGAGAGGACAGCAUGGGGCCCGAAACGUCACUGUACGAGGACAGCUCCCUCAGGGAAGCGGAGAUGCCUGAACAGGCCGAGCCCGAGGCCGAGGCCGAGCCCACCGCCCCACAGCUCGGCCUCCUCUGCGGGAAGAACCCCAUCAGCGCCUUGAUGGAAUACGCCCAGAAGCUGGGCAGCGUGUGCGAAUUCAAGCUCCUCUCUCAGGAGGGACCGCCUCAUGAUCCAAAGUUUCGAUACUGCGUCAAGGUGGGCGAGCAGAUCUUCCCCGCGGUGGUCUCGAACAGCAAGAAGGGGGCGAAGCAAAUGGCCGCCGAGGCCGCCAUGAAGGGGCUGACUGGCGAAACCACCCCUUCACCUGAGCAGAUUGAAGCCCCCUCCGAGCCCCCGCUGGACUUGCAAGGUGGCCAGCUGGCCAAUCCGGAGGAGUCCAAGACGGUCAGCGCCAAGGGGGUCGGCGAGCUAAUCAAGUACCUGAAUUCGAAUCCGGUCAGCGGCCUUCUGGAAUACGCCCGGGCCAACGGCUUCGCGGCCGAAUUCAAGCUGAUCAAUCAGACCGGCCCUCCUCACGACCCCAAGUUCGUCUUCCAGGCGAAGGUGGGCGGCCGCUGGUUCCCGUCCGUCACGGCGCACAGCAAGAAGCAGGGCAAGCAGGAAGCGGCCGACGCAGCCCUCCGAGUCCUGAUCGGGGAGAACGAGAAGGCCGAGCACAUGGCCGAAGGGCUGGGCGUCACCGAGCUGCCGGUCAGCGGGAGCACGCUGCACGACCAGAUCGCCAUGCUCAGCCACCAGCGCUUCAAUGCCCUGACCGCCCGCAUCCAGCACAGCCUGCUGGGACGCAAGAUCCUGGCCGCCAUCAUCAUGAGGAGGGGGCAGGAGGGGCUGGGGGUCGUGGUCAGCAUCGGGACAGGGAACCGCUGUGUGAAAGGGGAGGAGCUGAGCUUGAAGGGGGAGACGGUGAACGACUGCCACGCGGAGAUCAUCUCCAGACGGGGCUUCAUCAGGUUUCUGUACAACGAGCUGAUGGAGUUUGACCCCUCGGCGCCCGAAGGGAGUAUCUUUCAGCCGACGGAAGACGGCAAAUUAAAGAUCAAAGAUGACAUCAGCUUUCACCUGUACAUCAGCACGGCGCCUUGUGGGGAUGGCGCUCUCUUCGACAAAUCCUGCAGUGAGCAGGCCAACACAGCCGGGGAGGACCAGCACCAGCCCCUCUUUGAGAACCCCAAACAGGGGAAGCUACGCACCAAGGUGGAAAACGGAGAGGGCACCAUCCCGGUGGAGUCAAGUGACAUCGUGCCAACCUGGGACGGCAUCCAGCAUGGCGAACGCCUGCGCACCAUGUCCUGCAGCGACAAAAUCCUGCGCUGGAAUGUGCUCGGCUUGCAAGGCGCCUUGUUGUCACACUUCUUACAGCCGGUCUACCUUCGCUCGGUCACACUCGGCUACUUGUACAGCCAAGGUCACUUGACCCGCGCCAUUUGCUGCCGGAUGUCCAGAGACGGCAAUGCGUUCGAAACAAGACUUCCCGCGCCGUAUUUGGUCAAUCACCCCGAGGUUGGCCGGGUCAGUGUCUACGACUCCGCGAGGCAGACGGGGAAGACCAAGGAAUCGAGCAUCAACUGGUGUCUCCCAGAUAGCACCAACGUCGAAGUCCUGGACGGCACAAAAGGCAAAGUGGACGGGCCCAAGCUGGACAUGUCGCGCGUCUCCAAGCAGAGUCUCUUUGUCCUGUUCCGGAUGCUUUGUGCCAAGAUGGGUCGGGAAGAUCUCCAGAACAUCACUGUCUACUCAGAGGCCAAAGGCUUGGCUGUCCCCUACCAGAGUGCCAAGCAGCAGUUCUUUUGGGGCUUGCAAGAAAUGGGCUACGGGAGCUGGAUUUGCAAACCCCAGGAGGAGAAGACCUUCGUCCUGCCGGAACCCGCAGCCCCUCCUUUCCUGUGA
Messenger RNA from Protobothrops mucrosquamatus (brown spotted pit viper), 2879 nucleotides. RefSeq names its product adenosine deaminase RNA specific (gene ADAR). Gene Ontology annotation, molecular function: double-stranded RNA adenosine deaminase activity; double-stranded RNA binding; tRNA-specific adenosine deaminase activity. Lineage: Eukaryota; Metazoa; Chordata; Lepidosauria; Squamata; Viperidae. Bases 51 to 2879 code for a protein of 942 amino acids. Gene Ontology annotation, biological process: RNA processing; adenosine to inosine editing. The transcript has 14 exons. The record is from RefSeq and is a predicted model, not a curated record. Gene Ontology annotation, cellular component: cytoplasm; nucleolus.